ACGAGGUGGCGUGUUAUGACCCUGAGGUGUGUACUGAGGUGUGUGGGAACCCAGUGGGCUGUUCAACAAUCGCCUACGCCAAACUGGUCAUGAAGCUACUGCCCUCAGGUCUGCGUGGUCUGAUGAUGGCGGUGAUGAUUGCUGCUCUCAUGUCUCCUCCCACCUCCAUCUUCAACAGCUCCAGCACCAUCUUCACCUGGACCUGUGGAGGCAUGUCCGGCCCGAGCAACCGAGUGGAACUCAUGCUCGUGGGAAGGAUGUUUGUGCUGGUUCUGGUGGUGGUGUCAGUGCUCUGGAUCCCUGUGGUCCAGGCCAGUCAGGGAGGACAGCUGUUUAUCUACAUCCAGUCCAUCAGUACCUACCUCCAGCCUCCUGUUUCCAUCGUCUUCCUGACUGGAUGCUUCUGGAAGAGGACAAUGAGAAGGUGUGGUGCUUUCUGGGGCCUGUUGCUGGGCCUACUGGUGGGCGGUGUGAGGAUGGCCCUAGACUUUAUCUAUCCCUCACCACUGUGUUACCAGGAAGACAGCAGGCCUGAUGUGGUGAAACAUGUCCACUACCUCUACUUCUCCACCAUGCUGUCUAUGUUCACCCUGGUGGUGGUGGUGGGGGUCAGCCUGGCCACGGAGAAACCCAGCCCAGAGCAGAUCAGUCGCCUCACCUGGUUCACCAGAUUUGAUAAGGUGGAGAAGAGCAGUGGAGCUUUAGAGACAGUAGAGACUGUGACUAGUGCUACAGAGACCGAGAUAGAAGAUAGGGAGCAGGAGGCUAACGGAGAGACACACCUUCAGAGGAAAGUGUCCUCAGAAGCCAGUGUGAGGAGCCAGUCCAGGCUGAAGGCCGCCCUCUACUGGCUGUGUGGGAUGGAGCGGCAGAAGCAGGGUGACAGCGCCCCACAACCCCCUCUUCUUCUCGACCCCGCUAGCUCUCUGGAAGAGGACCCAUGCCUUAGCCACAUGGUCGACGCCAACCUCAUCAUCUGCCUCUCCAUCGCCGUCUUUAUCAUUGGCUACUGGGCCUAGUGAGGAAUUCUCAACAGCCAAUGAUAUUGGCAGGGACAGGUGGUGCUUGGCCAUUGCUGCAGCAUCAUAGGAGUGCUGCUGAAGUGUCACAGCAGGCUGUUAUUUAUUAUU
This is a messenger RNA of Salvelinus sp. IW2-2015, 1130 nucleotides long. Its product is annotated as sodium/myo-inositol cotransporter 2-like. The record is from RefSeq and is a predicted model, not a curated record. Gene Ontology annotation, cellular component: plasma membrane. Gene Ontology annotation, molecular function: D-glucose:sodium symporter activity. Gene Ontology annotation, biological process: transmembrane transport. Lineage: Eukaryota; Metazoa; Chordata; Actinopteri; Salmoniformes; Salmonidae.